This is a messenger RNA of Trachymyrmex septentrionalis, 684 nucleotides long. Its product is annotated as cold and drought-regulated protein CORA-like. The record is from RefSeq and is a predicted model, not a curated record. The transcript is spliced from 4 exons. NCBI's taxonomy places the organism in Eukaryota, Metazoa, Arthropoda, Insecta, Hymenoptera, Formicidae. Bases 119 to 607 code for a protein of 162 amino acids.
UUUACAAAAAAAUAUUUCAAUCGCCAAUUGGUUCUGCUUGAAGUGAAGAAAUAUCACUUAACAGAGAAAAACUUAGCAGUUUUAGUAUAAAAUACAUUGCCCUUAACGUACUGUGACCAUGAAGGCUGUUUACGUACUUCUACUGUUGGCCCUUGUUGGAAUCGUUUGUGCAAAAACUCUUGAUCGAGCGAAAGAACCAUCUCAUUCAAAGCAUCCUCCUAAACACUCUGAUGAUGACUCUGGUGAACACGAUGAUAAACACGAUAAUGAACACGGUGGACACGAUGGUGGACACGAUGGUGGACACGGUGGUGGUGGACACGGUGGUGGUGGACACGAUGGUGGACACGAUGAUGGACACGAUGGUGGACACGAUGAUGGACACGAUGGUGGACACGAUAAUGGACACAAUGGUGGACACAAUGGUGGUGGAAAUAAUGGUGAUAACGGCGAUGAUAAUGGUGGUAACGGCGGUGGUAACGGCGGUGGUCAUGGUGGUCAGGGUGGUUUAGGACUAAUAGACCUUGUUUUGCAACUUGCGUGCAGUUUACUGGGACCAUUACUAAGUAGUCUAGGUCUAGGUGGUCUUUGUCUGAAGUUUCAUUGAAAGAAAAAAUUAAAUACACACCACAAAGGAUAACUUCUAUUAUUGACGUCGUAAAGACACUCUUAUGAAAUAUAUUA